Messenger RNA from Corticium candelabrum, 2173 nucleotides. RefSeq names its product TGF-beta receptor type-1-like. The transcript is spliced from 5 exons. The coding region runs from base 182 to 2173 and encodes 663 amino acids. NCBI's taxonomy places the organism in Eukaryota, Metazoa, Porifera, Homoscleromorpha, Homosclerophorida, Plakinidae. Gene Ontology annotation, cellular component: activin receptor complex; plasma membrane. Gene Ontology annotation, biological process: nervous system development; protein phosphorylation; activin receptor signaling pathway. The record is from RefSeq and is a predicted model, not a curated record. Gene Ontology annotation, molecular function: activin receptor activity, type I; activin binding; ATP binding.
AAGAAACAUCAUCCAUAGUGUGGAACUCACGUUACUAUCAGUGAAUCAAUACUCCAUGUGUUGACCUAAAUGCAUCUUGUUGAAUUGCUGGCCACUUCUUCUGUUGCCAGGCAUCAUCACCAGAUAAAAACCUCAACACACUGUAGCACAAUCUAUUUGCUCUGACACGUGAAGGUGGACGAUGUAUGUGGUGACUUUGAUUUCUCUUCAGUGUUUGAUGGGACUGAUGAGUGUAUCAGAAGGACUGCGAUGCUGUUGCAAGAGUAGUGUCCACUGCACUGUGCACCAAGGCGAUCCCACUAUGUGUGAACGAGACCACGUCGGCGCUCGAUGCUUGUACAUAGGGAAAUACGACUUGAGCAAAGUUACGGAAAACAAUAGUGACGACCUCGUAUUCUCUUGUCUGUCGUCGUCUGCUACGUUCAUCCGGUGCAAAUCUCGUGACAGCCAAUGUUGUGAUACCGACUGGUGCAACUGCCCAGGUCAUUUGCAUCCGACACUCUCUACGACUCUAACCCAAGAAAACAACACAACAGCAACCACACACACCAACAAUCCAACUGCUAAUGAUACAUCGAUGGUUCAUCCUCCCGAUGAAUUUCCUGGAAACUCGACUGGAAAUACGAGUCUCGCAUUCGAUGCACCCACUGGUGUGGAGAGUCAGAGAAAGGUAAACUACACACAAGGAUCAAUGAAUUCAACAAACACAAAGGUGUAUGACUCAUCGACCAACAAGUCGGCUGGAAAAGUCACUUGCAAGCCAUGCUACUGUGCUAGUAGUAAUAGGUGCACGACUUCUCGUCGUCGUCGAAGACGCUCCAGCUGUUGUAAGACCAGCAAUGAGGCGGUUGCAACUGCAACCACAUUCUCACCAGGUUUGACAACACACCAAGCAAGGACAGUAAUCUCUGAUGUCACUCCUGCAUCCAACAAUCUCAUUGAUUCCAAUCACGAUGAUACACAAUCACACGGCGAUGACGAAACGCAGUUUGUUCUCGUGUCCAUUCUAGUUGGUUCUCUCUGUGGAUUAGUGUUGAUCGUUCUCUCUAUUGUUAUAAUUCUUCUUGUGAUUAAGCAUCGACGUCGAGUGGGCAGCUUCAGUGUGGACAUCGGCGUGUCCGUCCCUGUCACUGUCAACUAUGCAGUCGCUGGUAACGAGCUCGAUAUGACACUGUCAGACAGUGGGCCAGGACUCCCGAGUCUGGAGCAACUGACUAUUUGUCGUCAGAUUACGUUGACGGAUCACAUCGGUACUGGAAGGUAUGGAGACGUGUGGUGUGGCAAGUGGAUGGGAGAGAAAGUUGCUGUGAAGAUAUUCGCAUCGAAAGACGAGGAGUCGUGGGAUCACGAGGUGAACAUCUAUCAGACGCCUCUAUUCAGACACUCCAGUGUUCUUGGCUUCAUAGCAUCGGAUCGUAGAGACACGGGCACGUGGACACAACUAUGGCUUGUGACUGAUUACUGCGAGUUUGGAUCGUUGUAUGACUUCUUGAGUCACAAUGCUGUUGAUGUUGAGAUGACACUGAAACUGGCAGAGACAGCAGCUGCUGGUCUGUCUCAUCUCCAUAUGUCGAUACUCGGCAUGAAGGGAAAACCGGCCAUGGCACACAGAGACAUAAAGAGUCGAAACUACUUGGUCCGGAGAGACUGCUCGUGCGUUCUCGGAGACUUCGGUUUGGCUGUCACGCACGAUGCCGUUAGAGAUGCCGUAAACUUUCCGUGUACAACUCGAGUUGGAACGAUCCGAUACAUGGCACCCGAAGUUCUCACCGACAAACUGGAUUCCAGUCACUUCGAGUCGUUCAAACGAGCCGACAUCUACUCGUUCGCUCUCGUCUUGUGGGAGAUCACUCGACGAUGCCAUUUCAACUCUUGGCAGCAAGGCUAUGAGAUGCCGUAUUACGAUGUGGUUGGACCCGACCCGUCAUACGAGGAAAUGUCUCAAGUUGUUGCUGUAAAGAAGUUUCGGCCGACCGUAUUGAAACAGGAACAGUGUGAACAAUAUGAGCAACUAGAAGUGAUGACCAAACUGAUGCGAGAGUGCUGGAGUGAUAGUCCAUUUGCUCGUCUUCCUGCUCUUCGCAUCAAGAAGACGCUAACGCACAUGCGAAACGAGUUCGACGUCGCACAGCACACAAUCCCGAACAUGAAGAAACUAGACGAACUGUCGUAG